UUUAUUUACAUUAAUAAUAAAAAAACAAGACCACAAUUUUAAUAUCUUUUAGAGGGAAGUUGAGAAAUUGAAACAGUAGAGCCCAAUCUUAAUGUUCGAUGUCUCAUGGUCCACAGAGAGACGCACAUGAGAGAUACAUAUAUAAGUACGUGUGGUAUAACACGUAUUUGCGCGAGAGAAUGGUAUGUGUACUAUAGGGGUGAAAUUUAAAGGGAGGGGCUGCUCGAAAAUGGCUGUUAUGCACGGGGUAGGACGUCUAGAAGAGGGCAAGUGACGGUUCAUCCCUGUCUUCCACACUGACCAAUUGACAUUAUUUUACGACAAUUGAUACGGUUACCUAAUCGAUAGCUAUUAUGUGGCGGUUAAGAAGCAAUCUUCGUACUGCUCUUCACCCACCCCCGGAUCUGCGACAUAUGAUUCGCUUCGGGAAAAGAUUGGAACCUUACAUGAAUGAUGUAAGUCAGAAGAGCUAAGCAAAGAAUAAUAAAGUGGAGAGAAAGACAGAAAAGCGAAGAAGAUGUUCGGCUUCGCUUGGAGAUUUCUAUUCCUCUUUUUGCUGGGUACUUGUUUCUGUCUCUGCUCUACGGAUCCUGCCAGAUCUGUGAGAGCCAUUAAGGGACGGUUUCGAACAUCUUACGCUGCAUGGCGUAUCGUGCUGUGUCUGACACAACCACAGGGUUCACUGAAGACAGAUGUACAAAAAGCAUGGGAGAAGGCAAGGCUGGAGUCAUCUCAUGCAGACAUGAACGUGUCUUUCAUAGAGGCACCAGUCAAGACAGAUUCGCUGUCUUAUCCUCUGUCACUGUUAAGUAAAUUCUGUAAUGAAAUAAAAGCUGGGAAAACUGUAUUGAGUCUUAUCAUUGGAGGAGGAUCUGCAGCCAAAUUUCUCGUCACUGCUGCAGCUUCCUUGAAUAUUCCAGCCUUGUGGCUACCAUUUACACACGAGGAUUUCCUUAGACAGGGAAAUAUUGGUCAAUACGAAAGUCGUAUAGGUUCUAGUACAAGGGAAGUGGGAGCAGCUGCUGCUGCCUUGAUGCAUAGAGCAAAUUGGCAUGCAUUCACUCUCCUUAUAGACACUACCUUGCUGCCAAUGACUCAUCUUUUACACGCGAACCAAACGACCUUAACACCUAGAACUAUUAUACAUCUUCCAACGAAUGACAAGACCUUAAGGAUGAGACUCAAAAGAGUUGCCGAAGAGGGUGGCAGUGGAGGAGUCAUAGUGAUGGGUUGUGACUUGAACAGUGCACGAAGAAUCCUAGCUGUGGCUGGUAAAUAUGAAAUGCUUGCAGGAAGAUUUCUGUGGCUCUGGUUGGAUCUGAAAGCAGAACUGAGACCCAAUGAACCAAAUAUAAUCAGUUCUACUAUUAUACACAGCUCAAGAUCGUCGAUAGCAACGAAUGAAAAUCCUUCACCCGUAGAGAGUAUAAACCGAAACGCGAAUCUCGUAGCGGAAAGUCAGUUAUCGUUAAACUCUUUGCCCAGUUUAGCGAACGAUAUACAUCGAUUACAAGAAUAUAGGUGGCAGAGCGAGAGGUCUGUGAACAAACAAGAAGAUAGAAGCUUUAAUUUUGACGACGACGAGGAUAUCAGAAUAAUGGACAAAGAAUUGAAUUCCAAGGAUUUUAUGCCAGUCGGUAUGCUAGCGUUGAGACCCUCUGGUAUAAAAUUGAUGGGUAGUGACACUAUAUUAUCCAGAAUGAUCAGGGAGACCUCUCAGGCGCUGGACGAAACAUUCUUAGAAGUGAAACCCAGACUGAAUCGUUUGGGAGAAGCUCAGCUCGAAGAGAACUUCGUACCAGAAUGCUUUCCAAAAAGUAGCGCCAAAUUUUUGAUGAGCAAAAUGAGGCACAAUGUUUCCAAGACCUUGACUCAGAAGUUAAGAAAUUCCGUGAGUCAACUUUCCAGGGACAAGGCUAAGUUCCAGUUGCUGAACUUACAAGCCAUAAGAUUUCCAGGAAAUAAGACUCAAUUGAGAUGGACGAAAGUCGGCACGGUGAAAGGUGGAAAGGAGGUUCAUCUAGACACGAUAAUUUGGCCAGGAGGUGGAAUCGUGCCAGCGUACCUGGAGCAAGGAGGCGAAAAAAUUGGCAUGCCAAUGUAUCGCAUAGUAACAGCACUGGCACCACCGUUUACGAUGGUUACGAAUCUACAGGAAGGUCUUUGCUUAAGAGGACUGUUUUGUCGUCAAGAAAAUACCUUGAUGUGUUGUUACGGUCUAAGCAUGGACUUGAUGUCCCUGGUGUCUCGUGAACUAGGAUUCCGAUACGACUUGUAUCUGGUAAAAGAUGGCCUGUUCGGCAAGAGAAACGGCAGUACAUGGAACGGAAUCAUGGGAGAACUGGUCUCUGGUAGAGCUCAAUUAGCCUUCGCACCACUCAGCGUGUCUGCUCGUAGAGCAGAAGUAGUCGACUUCACGACACCGUAUUUCUUCAGUGGGGUCAGCUUCCUCACUGCGCCAAAGCUCAAGUCAGAAAUCUCGCUAUUUGCUUUCCUAUUUCCAUUCAGCACAGAGCUGUGGAUCGCUGUUUUUACGUCAUUGAAUUUUACUGCCAUAGCAGUGGCACUGUACGAAUGGUUCAGUCCAUUCGGCCUGAACCCAUGGGGUAGACAACGAAGCAAGAACUUCUCGAUAGCUUCUGCUUUGUGGGUAAUGUGGGGUCUUCUUUGUGGACAUUUGGUCGCCUUCAAGGCACCAAAGUCUUGGCCUAACAAGUUUCUAAUCAACAUUUGGGGCGGUUUCUCCGUUAUCUUCGUGGCUUCCUAUACGGCCAAUAUAGCUGCCCUUAUCGCGGGUCUCUUUUUCCACCCUGCAGUGAGCAAUUAUCACGAUAAAAGUUUACUGUUGCAAAGAGUUGGAGCACCAAGAGCAUCCGCAGCCGAAUACUAUGUACAGAAAGCAAACACACAAUUGUGGUCUCACAUGGCCAGAUAUUCUUUGUCGAACAUCGCCGAAGGCGUGGAGAGAUUAAGAAAUGGUACUUUAGAUAUUCUCAUAGCUGAUACUCCUAUUUUAGAUUACUAUCGGGCGAUAGACGAUGGUUGUCGAUUACAAAAGAUCGGAGACACCAUAAAUGAAGACACAUAUGCCGUUGCCCUUACCAAGGGCCAUCCUUUGAAAGAAAGUAUAUCUAAAGUUAUAGCUAAUUACACGAGCACUGGACUACUGGAUAUCCUGCAAGAAAAAUGGUAUGGUGGUUUACCUUGUAUUCGAGGAAGAGAAGGAAUGGAUACUGGCCUUGACCAUGAACAAGGGGGACAACCCAGACCUCUGGGUGUAGCUUCUGUUGCCGGCGUAUUCUGUCUUCUAGGAAUGGGCGUUGUACUUGGUACAAUUAUUUUAGCUGGAGAACACUUGUUUUACAAAUAUACGUUGCCCAGAUUGAGACAUAGGCCGGAGGACUCUAUAUGGCGCAGCCGUAACGUGAUGUUCUUCUCACAGAAAUUGUAUAGAUUCAUCAAUUGCGUGGAGCUGGUGUCGCCACACCACGCUGCCAGAGAACUGGUUCACACGGUACGACAGGGACAGAUCGCCUCCCUGUUUCAAAAAAGUGUCAAGCGAAAGGAACACGAACAACGUCGAAGGCGCAAAAGUAAAGCUCAGUUCUUCGAGAUGAUCCAGGAGAUCCGGAGAGUCCAACAAGAGGAAAAGAUAGAAACUGUAUCGGAAGAGCAAGAGAAAGAGGAAGAGGAAAAAACUGUAAAAGGAAGAGAAAGAAGCAAAAGCAAGAGCCCUUUGAUGCCCCGAAGUCCAAAGAGAUCAGAGAAAAGCAGAAGUUCGACCAAUUUAUCAAGCUCCAGGCUAGGAUUGUCUCCGAUCAGCCUGGAGGCCCCAAUGAAGCCCAGAGAAUUCACUCUGAGCAGCACUAACCUCAGAGCAAGAAGCCCUUUGGAAACAGUAGGUCGUCGCUUGAGCCACGGAGAUGGAGGAUCACCACCACCGCGUCUAGGCUCUAAUUUCGGUGGCAGUGCAACGCUAAGACCCCUAGCGCCAACGAAAAGCGAUUCCACCGGAAGUACGACACCAACGAUCAAGGGUGAGUCCACUGGGGGAGGUGCUCCUACACCCAGAUACGCGAGAAGUCCUGCAAAACGAGGGCAAUCGUUCCCAGUGUUUGCCACGUUGAGGCCACCACACUCGUCCAGCCAUCAAAUGUCCAAGAGCCCAUUAUUAUCCCCUAAUAAUGAGCUAACUUCCGCUAUCGGACGGAAACUAUCUCGCGAAUGGGGUUCGGGAACUCUAGAUAUCAGCAGGUCUUCCGAAACGGUCGCUGGCGGCUGCUCUUAUACGCUAAACCAGGAGAUGACGUUAUCCUUAGAGCGGCCGUCCCAUGAGAAGAUCCAGAACGAUCCCCUACCCAUCAAGAAGCCUAUAAGAAGAGCCAGAAGCCAUGAGAACAGAGACACCGGCAAGCUGAUGGCCGAUCUACCGUCGCCAAGACUCACCGCUCAACCGGUGGUAGGAGGCCGAUCGGUAAGCGAACGAACGAAAAAGCAGUUAGAGUCCGAAUUGAAAGCGAUUUUAAGUGCCAGAGCCCACCACCGCGACCUUCAUCCCCCUUGAUAGACGACAGGCUAUCUCAUCUAAUUUUAAUAAAGAGACAGAGAGAGUUCUUGCAGAAGUGAGCCAUAAAAGCUUCGAGGAUCGUUGCCUCUGAGGGGCUUUGGUUGAUUUAAGCAAUAUCAGAUUUAUAGGUCAAUUUGUAGAAGAAAAAAAAAUCCGACAAACAGUAAAACAAAAAGAUAUAUAUAUAAAGGAAAAAGUAUAUAUAUAUAGACACAGUGUCUCCGGAGGUAAUUAAAGUGUAACACAAGAAAGGGAUUCUCUCACGAAGAAAGAGUGAAAUCUCUUUAUCUGUUCAUGUUGUUACGUACAUUGAUAAUACUGAUAGAGUAUGUUGAUAAAAAAAUGGAAAAAAAGUGCUAUAAAACUUUAGUAGAUUGUCUUAACGAGUAGCGACUUAAAUGAGUAACUAAAGUAUUUUCUUGUUGGCAUUUUAACUCUACAGAGGCUGUCGGUCUGGGCGAGUCUCUCUUAAAAUUAUAAUAUGAUUAUUAGAUAUCGUACACUGCCGUAUUUCUCAAAUUCCUUUUAAUCAUUCGUAGAUGACUCAUCGACAUCUUUCAGUUUGCCAUCUGAAACAAAUUGGUGAUGGAGAUUCGAACGGCCGCAUAAGACAAUGGCAUAUAUUAAAGUAGGAAGAAUCGACAAUGAAUAGAAAUAAGUGAAAGCUGAGAAUCGCUGGUCUACGGAAUUUUGCUGACUCACAUACUGCCAUAAACCUUCUAGUAUUUCUCUCAUGGGAGGAGAGAAAAGGAGAGACUCGCCCGUAGAACUCUCAGCGUAGAAUGACCAUUUACUAAAAGAAAAAAAUACAUAAUCUUAUUAAAAAUUAUCUCAUUCAAAAUAAAAGAAUGAAUAAUAAAAUAUAUUGAAAGGCGGACGAAAUUUUAAUCGGACGAGUCACUUUUUUACCGAAAGCUGGUAUACCAUUAUAUGGAAUGAAAUUCUAUCAGCAAACAUUUAACGACGAUAAUUGUAUGCACACAUUAAUCAUUCUAUUUGUAAUUUCAUUCACUGAUAGUGGAAGAAAUCGUGUGUUUACUGUGCAAUAACCUUCCACCAAUUAUUAGACUGAUAGGUGAAGAAAAAUUUAUGCAGGAAUUGCACACACGCAUCCACGGAUCAUUGGAAUUGAACACGCACAUAUAUACACUCUCUAUCUCAAAAUGUUCUUUUCCUCUUCCUUUAUACUUUCUUCUUCCUUUUUUUCGUCAAACUGAAAAUGAAGGACACGCACAUAUAUACACUCUCUAUCUCAAAAUGUUCUCUUCCUCUUCCUUUAUACUUUUUUUUCCUUUUUUUCGUCAAACUGAAAAUGAACUAUCAUCGUUCCAACUUGAUCCCAACUACCCAAACUUAGACUGUUAGAAUGAAUGUGUGGGACUAAAUUAAUUGAAAAUAAUUGAUGAGCGAGGCCUUAGGAGUAGUCGAUCCGCCCAAUUCUUUACUUACGGAUAUAGCGUUUAAUCGUAUUAUCGAGCAAUUCGCUAUAUAAUUAUAAAUUAUACAUAGAGGAUAGCGAUUUAGUUUCAUAGUUUUCUCGUUAGGCACUGUAUCCGACACUCGUAACUGAAAUUCUUGAAAGUCUAACGAGAUAGAGACUCUCACAAAUGCAUGUUAGUUAUCAUCCUUGAAAUUCAAAAAUACAUUUCACUAAAUUCAGACUAUGCUUCAGAGACUCUAUAAGACAACAUAAGUUGUUCGCAGGCUGACUACAUACAACUACUGAAUCCUCAAUCUGAUGUAUAACAAGUGUAACUUCUACCAAUGAAAGUGUCCCAACUUACAAGUAACUACAUUUGUUUUACCAUUUACACUGUCAGCACCUACAUGUUUACACCUGUCAUUUUUUAGCUAACAGACUUUCGAGAAUAUUUCAUACAUGAUGAUGAGGAAACAAAGACAAAUAUCAUUGUGUUACAAACAAUAAAGAUAAUUUCCAUAAAUUUCUUUCAAUUGAAUAACAAAGAAAAACGACUGGCUUGCUUGCAAUAGCAGAUUCAGGAAGUAAUCAAAAUACAAAGAUAUAGGGGGCCAGUUUAGAGUCACCCAAGCCUAACUAAAUCAAAGAUAGACUUAUUACAUUAAUUAAUAGCUGUAACAUUCUUUAAUAAGUGGGUUCUGCCGGUAAUUUAGUUCAGUAGUGAUCAUAUAUAUUCUUUUCUCCAAUUUAUUCCAAAAUGCAUAAAAAAAGAGAAAAAAGAAA
Molecule: messenger RNA, 6770 nt
Organism: Bombus huntii
Lineage: Eukaryota; Metazoa; Arthropoda; Insecta; Hymenoptera; Apidae
Exons: 8
Coding region: 518-4564 (1348 amino acids)
Biological process (GO): modulation of chemical synaptic transmission; synaptic transmission, glutamatergic; ionotropic glutamate receptor signaling pathway
Cellular component (GO): postsynaptic membrane; plasma membrane
Molecular function (GO): NMDA glutamate receptor activity; transmitter-gated monoatomic ion channel activity involved in regulation of postsynaptic membrane potential
Source: RefSeq, a predicted model, not a curated record